This is a messenger RNA of Leptopilina heterotoma, 1795 nucleotides long. RefSeq names its product integrator complex subunit 14 (gene IntS14). The coding region runs from base 160 to 1692 and encodes 510 amino acids. Lineage: Eukaryota; Metazoa; Arthropoda; Insecta; Hymenoptera; Figitidae. The record is from RefSeq and is a predicted model, not a curated record. Gene Ontology annotation, biological process: snRNA 3'-end processing. The transcript is spliced from 6 exons. Gene Ontology annotation, cellular component: integrator complex.
UGCGUGCGCAACUAAAACAAAAACAUAACCUGAAAAUUAAUCAAAAUCCUAAUUUGACAGUUCUUUUGGGUAAAUGUUUUUUUUGUUGCCGAUUUCAACAAUGAAAGAAAGAAGAUAAUUGAUUUAUAUUUUAAAAAGAUUGAAAAUCUAUAAUCAAAAAUGCCAACAAUGAUAGCUUUGGACGUCUCACUUUCUAUGAGACGUCCAGUACCUGGAGCAAGUUCCACUGAAAGUUUACCAAGUGAACAAUUAACGAGACAUCACUUAGCUGUUCAGGGUAUCAAUACUCUACUUAAUUAUUUACAAACAAAUUGUAAAUUAGAAUUCGUCUCACUGGUAGUUUUUUCAUCGCUGUACGAAGUAAUUUGCCCUUUUACACGUGACUACGAUCAAAUACGAUCGCAACUACAAAAUAUUGAGGAAUGUGAUAAAACUUGUAUAGAAACAGCUCUACUUGGAGUCAAUAGUAUUAUUAUGUCCGAAUGGGGAAACUCAACAGCGUGUCAAGUAAUUUUAAUAACAGACGGUAAUCCCGGAGUGGGACCAAUGUCCUUGGGGGAUUCAUUAAAUUCACUGAAUGUCCUGAGAGAAUCAAAUCCAUUUCCCCUGCCGUUCCCCUAUCCAGGAAAAUUGACAGUUGUCUGCAUUGCUGGACAACAAGAUUCCAGCUUAACUACCGGUUUACCAUUAUAUCAACGAUUAAUCGAAUUAGCUGGAGGCGACAGCAUGGUUCUAUUACCCGAAGGACAAUUGACAAAGACAUCGGUUCAUAAUUGUUUUAAGAAAUUAGCCGAAACGACGUACAUUCCAUUUCAGGGCUACUUGAAAUGCGGUAAUUUAGGAUCGCGUGUUUUACUCUCUCCACCACCGAUCACGUACUCGAAGAAAGCAGAUUUCGAAUCAUUCACUGGUCUGACAUUAGCGAAAACAAUGGAAAUUUGUGGUUUUAUUUCCGUGGCAGAUGUUGGCAGUCCCAGUGCAGUUUCCCGUCAUCUGGUACUACCAUUGCCAACCGACAAGACAGCAAGUAUGCAAGGAAUAUCACUUGAGGAGGAAUCCGAUAACGAGGAUACUGGCGAUGAUGGUAAAAUUCCAUCGUUCUGCGUUCUAUUACACGGGGCAUUAAAGGUCGAGAAUAUGGCAGCAUUGUGUGCGUUAAAUUCAGAUUGGUACGGAUUCAUCUACUCGUGGGCGGAUUCGAAGAAAAAAUCGAAUUUAAUGCUAACAGUGUUGGAACCUGGUACAGAUAUUAUUCCUUGGUUGGGAAAUUUGAGUAAUCUCGGUCCCAUUGAAUUGACGGGUGUUAAUAGUGACGCAAGUUUUCCGGUGAAACCCACCGAGAAACGGAGUUACUCACAAAAUGCACCAUCCUGGAUACGUCAAGUUGGAUUGCAAUCUGAUAUACAAAAAAUUUUACGACACGCCAGAAAAUUACCCGAGAAGACGCAAAAUUUUUACAAGGAAUUGAAUCGACUACGAAGAGCAGCAUUGUCAAUGGGAUUUGUCGAAUUACUCGAAGGUUUAGCGUUAAUUUUCGAAAGGGAAUGCACCCUUUUGCCUCCAAAUUUACAUCCGGAUUGUACAAUUCAAAUGGGACAUGUCGCUGAUAUGUUACGAAAACCAUAUUCACGUGAAUUGAAAAAUAACAUUACUCCAGUUCGCACGAAAUUUCACCAUGGAGGAACUGAAUAAUAAAAUUUUCCACGUCCUCCAAAACAAAAUUUGUACAUUUUAUAGAAAAUUUUCAUAAUUGUAAUUUUUCAGAGAAUUUAAAAAUAUAUGCAUUUUAUUGUAA